AUGCGUACACACUCGUGAGCCGCUACGCGCUACAUCCUAGUGUGCGUGUGCGUUGGUGAAACAGCUUCACAGCUAAAAUGGCUCGAGCAGGCAGAGCAGACUCUUGCUGAGACCACCGUAAACCGUGCCAGCAGCCACAGUUCACUGGUUCGCGUUUGCUAAGUGCGUGUGAUCGCCCAAGUGCGUAUGUGUGUCUGUGCAGCAGUGUGAUGAUGCUGUGUGCAUCCUGAAACCUCGGAACUCGGAACGCUUCUUCCCCGGGUGUGUGUGUGUAUGCGCGGAUGUGCUUACUCAACGGCCAGCAGCAGCAGCAGCAGCCCUAAAGGUGUGCGGUACAGUUGGUACGAUAGAGUACAGGGGACGACCCAGCACAUCAAGGCAUGCAAGCCGUCGGUACGUACGCAGUCGGUGCUUCGCCAGUGUUUGUGUGUGUGCGUCUAGCGUUUAGCGACGGUGUGGAAAGCAGCAGCAGCAGCAGCAGCAGUACCGAGACGUCGUCAGUGCCGACUUGACGCGAAUCGAUCAACGUCCGCCGUCGCCUGGAACAGUGGAAGCAUGUACAUUUAAACAGUGCUUUUGUGUGUGUGUAUGUUUCCUAAAUGUAAGUGUGUCUGCAUUACGGCUCAGUGACACCAGACGUGCCAAAAUGUAACAAAGACCACAAAGAAAAAGCAAUAGUAAAACCGUGGUGCAAUAUAUAAGGGGAAGAAAAUGAACUUUUCCUCGCAAAAGACCCCUAAGAUCAGCUUCUUAUUUUAACCGCACGUGUGUGUGUGUGUGUAGAGAAAAGGGAUUAAUUGUGUAAUAAAAAAGUGCAUCGAAGUGGUUAAAGAGCACCCAGCAAAGAAAAAAAAACAUACAUCAACUCCACUACCAAAUCGUUCAAAGCGAACGUCGCUCGACGAAAGUAUGCGUGUUGCGGCGAGAAUGUGCCGAAAAGAGAGCCCAACCUCGCACGAUCGAAUGUGAGAGAGAGAGAGAGAGAGAGGGGAAAAUAGAGUGUGUGCGGCCUCGACAGCACACAGCAAGCCUAGUACAGCGAGCGAGAGAGAGAGUACCCUUUGUUGAGCACUCUCUCUAUCACACACAUACACAGCUGCUGUGUGUGCAUUGAGUCCGGUGUGUUGGUCGCCCUUAGACGCGCUUGGUUGUGCUUGAACCGGUGUGUGCGUGCGCGUGUAUCCUGUUUCGUGGCCGCUGUGCAAUUGUAUGUGUGUGUGUGUGUGUUUGAACAGAUCCAAACGCACACUCUCGAACAGUUAGUGAAGGGUAGGGAGAAGACCCAACAACCCUCUAAGCGUGUGUGGUUCAGCCUCUCAUCAGCUCAUCAGUUUUCAUCGGUUAACUGUGGUGCGAGCUUGGCAAGUCUACUUCGUCGUUGGUGCAAGCGUUACCUUGCCCACCCUUCUUGGCGUUUAAUGAGUUGUGCGAAAUUGUGUGGCUGUCGUUUUAUCGGUUAAAGUCUUGAAAAGCCCCUAGAAGGUAGAAGGAGGAAUUUAAUCCACUCCUAAGUACAUACACCACAAACAAAACGAGGAUACCCGAGCUAUAGGAGUGCGAAAUUGUGCAAAAGUAUUUAUUGUGUGUCGGCUGGUAAAGUUCAGUGUAAGAAAAAAAAAUCAGUGCGACGUGUAUAUGCGAGUGUACAUCGUUUCGCUGCGCAAGAAAGUGGCUCUAUUUUAAUUUGUUCAAUUCACCACCAAAGUGUGUGUGUGUGUUUGUGUAGAUGUGUGUGCGUGUCUAUGUGUACAGCAGUGCGUUCGUCUGUGUAAAACGUAAAGCAAAAUAGUAAAAGAGAUCGUGCGGGUCCAAUGCAAUAAAUUAGAGCACACACAACACAGGUAAAGGUGAGAAGCUGCAAAAGAGAAAGUGCAUUGGUGGUGUAUCAGCAACAGCGCAACAUCGGCACGCAAAAGAAGGGGGAUGCAAUAUUGUAGAGAAAUUAUAGAAGAAAAUUAGCUCCCUCCUUACGCCACCACUACACCUACCCGUCUCUAGCACGCUGUACGGUGUGUGUGUGUGUGAGAGAAAGAGCAAUAAGCGAGUGAGAAGGAGAGCGAAAGAGAGUGUGCGGUGUGUUGUGGCUGUACCAAAACCCACCCGCCCGUGUGUGUGCAAUUAAAACCGUAGCGGUGUGUAUGUGUGCGGUUUUCAAAAUUAGUGUACCAAUGUUGUUGUUUACGGUUUACCCACUGCAACAACGCGACCGCGUUCGCCUGCCGCCGCCACUACAGCAGCGACCCUUGCUGCAUCGCCAGUAAACGGGGCGCACUGUUGUGUUUGUGUGUUUGUUUGUGUGUGUGUUGGGUAGCGCCCAAGUAUGCAAUAGCACACGAAUCGUCGUGGUAUCGUUCGCACACAGUUUUUUGUUUCUGUUAGUGGUGUGAAGCAAAGUGUGAAUUAAGGGAGCAAAAUAGAUAAAUUUCACGUACCGUGUGUACGAAGAAGAAUAAGGUCACACAGAAGAAAGGGCGAAGAAGAAAAUAGAUAAGAAAUUGUCUACGCGAAGUGUGUCAGUGUGUGUUCAUACUAUCCAUAGCGUACGGUGGGUGUGUGUGUCUGUAUACAUAUACAAACGGGCGCGUGUUGCUAAAUUUGCCUCCGCUCUCGUCGGUACGGUGCCGUAGUGUCGUCGUCAACACAACACACCAACUGCUACAACAGCAACAACAACAACAACAACAGCAACAAAAACCAACGCUCUUAAAUUACACCUGUUCGUCCGUAAGAAAAUGUUCGUUACAACAAUACAAGCAUGACGCACCAGAAUCACCAAACUAACGGCGCCAGUUUGGAAGAUUGCCACACAAACUUCUUCGCUUUGACUGACCUCUGCGGCAUCAGAUGGCGUCAGCUGGUUCUCGGUGAGCGACCGAACGCGGCCGGCGAUCCGCUCGACGAUCCGGUCGUGCGCUCCUACUCGAAAUGUCUCGCCGUCGACAUACUGUGCGUGUGGCGGAGGGUGGUCGCCCCCAAGCCGAAACCGAAGCCGGAACCGGACCCGAGCAGCAUGUUCGACAUGAGCAUACCGGGCACCGGUAACAGUGGGUCCGUCGUCCAUCCGCCCCUCUCGCUGACCGCCGCCAAGGAGCUGUGGAUCUUCUGGUACGGCGAGGAACCGGACCUAACCGAUCUGGUCGCGCCCGAGCUGCUCAAUUCAUCCGAAGCCGGCGACAAAGGAUCCUGGGAGAAUGGACUCUCGUACGAGUGUCGUUCGUUACUGUUUAAGGCGCUACACAAUGUGAUCGAAAGAUGCCUACUAUCGCGAGGUUUCGUGCGGAUCGAGCAAUGGUUCGUUCAUCCCACCUCGAACGACGAACGGGUGUUCGGAAAGAGCUCCCAUCAUGCCUCGUUCUCGUUCACGUUCUUCGUGCACGGUGACAGUACCGUCAUCACGGCGAUGGACAUCCGCGAGCAUCCGCCGGUGCGGCUGCUGACGAUGAAGCACCUGGAAGAGGCGCAGCGGGCCGCAGCACCCGGUGCCGCCGCCGCCGCCGCCAGUACACCUGGUGGCCCGGCGAGUCCGGAUGGCGGGCUGAAUGCUGCCCCCGGGUGUGCGCCCGGUUCGCCCGGCGGAUCGUCCAGCGGCGCCGUCGUGCCGGCCGAUGAUGCGAUCGAACCGCGGGAAGUGCUGCUGGCCCCGUUCGCCAUUACCGGCACGCUGACGGGGCAAAGCUACCGGGCGAGCGAUCCGCACACGCAGAAAAUUCUCGACGACUGGAGCGCGUUCUAUCCGAUCACGAACAAGCACAGCGGGCUGGCGGACGGGGCGGACAGCAUGCCGCCGCUGGUGGAGGUGCUCGUCGGCAAGAUGAAGAUGCGCUACCCGUCGAAGUACGUGCUGGUGCCCGACAUGGACGACUGGACGUCGGCGGGCGACGCGAGGAGCAAUAGUAGUAGUAGCAGCAGCAGCAGCAGUAGUAAUAGUAGUAAUACCAACAGCAAUCAAACCACCACGCCGGCCACGGCAGCCGCCUCGAUUGCAGCGUCCGUGCUGAGCCGCAUCAACAGUGCGUCGGAACGGUCCGGUGGUGGCGUCGCCAGCAACAGCACCACCAGCAACACCAUCAACACAACCAGCAAUCAAACGGCGGCUGCUGGCAGCAGUAGUAGCAAUGCUGCUGCUGCUGCUGCCGCUUCCUCCGCCCGCCCGAAGGACACGGCGAACGAGGCGUCGGCGGCGGCACCCUCUCCCACCGGUACGCUGCGGCAGCGUAAUCACCACAAGUCCAUGAUGACCCCACCGCUCACCGUGCCGGAAUCGCCCUCGAACGAUCUCGGCAAUCCGCUCAGCAUGUCGUCGGCGUUGAUCAACAAGUCGCCGGCCGUCAUCCUGCCCGAGCGGGUCUGGCAGGACUGCAUCAUGCAUGCGUCCACGCCUGCCGCCGCCACCGCUGCUAGCAGUGCGGGCAGCGGCACGACGGCAACCACCACCACGACCACCGCGCCCGGGAGUGUAACGAUCAAAACGGAACCAAAGGAUAAUACCAGUGGCAGCAAUAGCAGUACCAACAACAACAACAGCAACAGUAAUAGCAGCAGUGGCGGAGGGGACGAAAACUCAUCCGGCGCGGCCAACGGGGUCGACGCGAACGGGAACUCCUCCGUGUGGGAGAUCAGCGACCCGACGGUGAAAGUUUCCUGCUGCUGCAUCAAGUGUUGCAAGCGACCACCAUCUUCCUCGUCGUCAUCGUCCUCGUCGUCCGCUUCAUCCUCUGCAAGUGGACGAACACAGCAGCAGCAGCAGCAGCAGCAGCAGCAGCACACGAUCGGUGCAGUAGGCAGCUCCUCGGCAAAUGCAACCGGCGGUAGCAGCAGCAGCAGCAGCUUGUCCAAUCCCUACUCGUCCAUCUCAUCGCCCGGAGGUGGUGGUGCCGCUGCUGCCGGAGGUGGUGGGUCUUCGCAUCCACACCCGAAAUCGUCCUACUCGAUCACUUACCCUGGCAGCAGUAGUGGUAGUAGCCGUAGUAGCCACUACCAUCACCAUCAAUCGACGAAGGACCAUCACCACCACCACCACCACCAUCAUCACCACCGGCCGCAAAGGAUUGCCUUCCACAAGCGACCUCCGCAGGAGGCGCUCUUCCGUCCCGGCACCGAACCGUUGAGCCUGUCUGCUGCUGCCGCCCUGGCCGCCGCCGCUGCUGUUGCUGCUGCCGCCAACGCCGCCUCCUCGCCUGGAGCCGUUUCUUCCGGUGACAGCGCAGCCGAUUCGCUCGAACUGGCCGACACGUGCUUAAGAUCAAACCAAAACUGUGCCGCAAACAGCGGCGGUGGUGGUGGCGGGAACAGUGGAGCUUCCAAUACGACCGGCGCUGCCCCCGGCAGCACAACGCCCUACGGCGGGUUACCUUCCUACUGUCGCAAUCCGAUGUCGAUCGGUGACUCGCAUCCACUGCCGUCGGAAGGUUCGCCCGCCAGCGCGGCACCGUCCCCGAUGCAACCUUCCUCCGUUUCGCAACCAACCUCCGUACCCUCCGGCGAUCAGCUCAUCACAAUGUCACCCCAUCCACCUGCCUCGAACAACCCGCGCAGUGUGCAGCCCGGUACGCCCUGCCUGGACCAUCUGGACAAGAACACACCGGCCCCGACGCCAACCGAUCAGCACGAUAGUAAAAGCAUCAACGCUUCCCCGUAUCACACACCUUCCCAUCCGGGUGGUGGUGGUGGUGGUGGUGGAGGCGGAGGCAGCAGUGGCGGCACUACCGAAGGAGGACAGCAGCAGCAGGCUAGCGCCAACCUGAUGGGCAAUUCGUCCAGCAGCAGCAGCAGCAACAGCAGCAGCAACGGUAGCAACAGCAGCAGUAACUCGAGCAACUCGCUCAGUGCGCUGAAAGCAUCGCCCCGCAGCUCGCUGUCGUCCUCGGGCAUCGGCAGCCUGAAGGUGCGGUCGGAGUCGUCGCUCGGGGCGGGCGGUUCGUGCUCGCUUGGCAGUGGUGGUGGCAGUGGCGGCGGCGUACCGAUGACGCCCAGCAUCCACAGCGUGUUCAGCUCGGCGCACCAGACGGCGUUGGCGAACAAUCUGGCCAGCAAGCGGGAAUCGAUCCUGCAGAUGCUGCAGUCGCUGAAGCGGCCGUCGCUGUUCUGCAAGGACUACGAGACGCUGCAGGGCGAGGACAUUCCCAGCACGUCGCAGCUGCUGUACGACUACACGUGCGUCGACGCAUGGAUGAACCAUCCGGUAAAGCGGAUGAGGCUGGCGGCGGAAGAGAAUCGGCUUGUGAAGAAGAUACGCAAUCUCGACCUGUACGCGAACGAGCACAGCCGCACGAUGGCAUCCGGUCCCGGUUUGGCCGGCAGCGGGAACGGCACUAACGGCGGCAUCGGCACAAACGGAAUGCUGAUGAAGGGUGCGGCCGAAGCGUCCGAAGCGCUGGCGGAAGCGCUCAGCGGUGGUCGGCCCGGCACUGGUGGCGGCAGUGAUAAUGGCGCACCGAACAAUGGGGCCGGCUGUACGCCGCUGCUCGGCCAGAUCAAGAUGGAGAUUGGCUGCGACGGCAGUCAGGCCGGUACAGCGGUCGGCAGUGCCAACGGUGGCACGCCCGACCGUAACGGAGCGUCCGCGGGCAAUGGUGGAGCGGGCGACGGUGCGCUGCUCGGUGAGCACGAGAUAAAGAAGGAAAAGGAGGACAAGGGUUCGAUCUUUCUGACCGAUCAGGAUCUGCAGCCGUCGAUCGACGAUUUGAACCAGAUCUUCGACGACGGUGGCCCGUUCAACGAUGAUCCGGAUCUGCACAACACACCGCCCGGGUCGAACAAGAGCAGCAGCGGCAGUGGGGGCUUCUCGGAGGAGAGUAAACGCUUCCCCAGCUCGAACCAUCACUCGGUGAACAGUGGCAUGCUGAGCCCGAAGGAGCUGUCGCAGAUGUUCCCCACGCCGCCGAGCCUAGAUCCGCAUCCUAAUUCGAGCCCCGGGGGCGGUGGCUGUCUGUCCGACGGCGGCUCGAUUGCGCUCGACACACUGGUCGACCUGCAGAUGUCACUUUCAUCCGGGGCGGGUAGCGGUGGUAACGGUGGUAGCGGGGGAACGAGCUCGGUGCCACCGAUACCGAACCUGGGCAGCCCGCAGGAGGAACCGAUCGACGAUUGGUCGUUCGUGUUUCUCCCGCCACCGAUCUGCCCGUACGUGGGCUCGUCCAAGUACGCCCCACUCCCGUCGCUGCCGAGCCAGCAGGUGAUGCCGCCCAUCCCGACCAGCACGGUCGCCGGGCUGGUGUACAAAUCGACCCGCCAGAAGCAGAAGGAGCAGGCGGCGGCCGAGCGGGAAAAGCAGAAGCAGCGCGAGCAAGCCGAACGGGAGCGAGAGCGGGAACAGAAGCAGGAGCAGCAGGAUCAAGCCGACGGUCAGCCGGAAAGCGGUGGCCAAGGCGGCGCUGGAGGAGGCCCCGGAAGGCCGGUGGGCGUUGCUGGCCCCACCACCACGGCGUUGGGCGUUGGGCUGGGGCUGCUGCCCAUCGUCAAGCAGGAGGUGGGAGGGUUGACCGUUCCGCAGCCGCUCAGCACCCCGAACUCGCUGCUCGGCGGGCUGAGCGGCCUGAACGGCGGGUCGCUCGCCCACCCGUACUCGAACCCACCGUCGCAGGGCGCCCAAUCGCAGCCCCACUCGCGACCCCCCUCGGUGAACUCGCUCCCGGGGGGCAUCAUGGGCAGUGGGGCGGGUAUGCUUUCCCCCUCGCCGGCCGGCACGUCGGGCGGUGGUCUGUUCCACCCGGGUGGCAUGGGCGGAAUCCCGGUACCGCUCCGGCAGGGCAUGUCGCCCAUUUCGCCCGCCACGCCCGGCGGCUCGAUGCGCGUGCCAACGCCGCAGGGCUCCUGCCCGCUGCCCUACCCGUCGCCGCUCGGCGGUGCCGGCAGCCCGAACCCGAUGGGUUCGCUGAACUUCCGCCGCACGACGCCGCUGCUGCCACCGCCCCCGUACGAUGUGGCGAUCGCCAGCCCGGCCAAUUCCGUCGCGACGCCCUCCUCCUACCACAGCAAGCAGUACCCGCUCGACGGGGUGGACAGCGGCGGGCCCGGCUCAAACCGGGGCCCCAUGACCCCGUCCUCGACGGGGGGCAGUGGCCCCCUCGGUGCUGGGACCGUCCAUCCGCCGCUCUCUUCCAGCGGUGUUGGCUGCGGGACCGGUACGCCCGCCGGCAGCCGCAGCAUCGAAACGAACGCACUGCUCGUGAACGUGCUGCUGUACGAUACGGCGCUGAACAUCUUCCGCGAUCACAACUUCAAAAGCUGCACCCUGUGCGUGUGCAAUGCGGGCGCUAAGUGUGUGGGCAACAUCCGGGGCGCGGACAGUGGCCUCUACCUCGCGCUGCCCGGCACGAACUGGAUGGAUUCGGUGACGGCGGCCGGCGCCGAACCGAUCCCGAGCACGACGCCCGGACCGGCGGGCGGAAGAAGUAAGGCGAGCGCGCUGGCCCAUCUCGGGCUCGGUGGCGGUGGUAGCAGUAGUGCCUUCGGCGCCAGUAUGCUAGGCUCCCCGGCCGUGGGUCGGCAGGAGGACAAGAUGGCGGCGGUUACAAUCAACACGGACAGCCUGCAGAAUGGCUACCUGGACGAGGAUCCGAUCGACUGCCAGUGCGGGUUCAGUGCGGUCGUCAACCGACGGAUGGCGCACCGGGCCGGCCUGUUCUACGAGGACGAGAUGGAGAUAACGGGCAUGGCGGAGGAUCCGGCCGUGCACAAGAACGGCUCGCUGUUCGAGUUUCUCAACGGGACGGCAAAAGCGAUCAAGCUGGAGGACGCGGACCGCGGAGCGUUGGCGACUUCCGCCGGCGGCUCCUCCUCUGCUGCUGGCGGAGAUAGUUUGCCGCUGACGCUCAAGGUGAUGGAUCUGCUGCGGGAGCAGUGUUCCGUGGUGCAGAGUUCGAGCAAUUCCAUCCACCGGGCGGUGAACCGGUACCGGGGGCCCCUGUUUGGCCGUGGCACCGAGAACGGAGCGGUCCACCUGCUCGAGUAUGUGGACGCGAACGAUGUGAUUAGCUUGGCGCUGGAGCAGGGCCGACUGCAAGCCAUCAACGAGAGCAAGAUGGAUGUCGACCAGCAGCAGCAGCAGCAGCAGCAGUCGUCGUCGGGCGCGCUCGUGAAGGGCGGAACGCUGCGCGGCCAGAUGAACGUGCACAAGUGGCCGUUCCUGCGGGCCGGUGGCCCCAAGAGCAACCAGGACAUUGUGCGCAUCAUGAAGUCGAUGCAGCCGCUGCUGCAGGACGCCUUCCACAAGCGCUGCACGACCCGGCUCUGGGACGCACCGUACACGAUACAGGGGCCGCUCACGUGGCGCCAGUUCCAUCGGCUGGCCGGGCGCGGUACCGGCCAGUGCGAACCGCAACCGAUCCCGUCGCUCAUCGUCGGGUACGAGAAGGAUUGGCUGUCGCUGGCGCCGUACGCGCUCCACUACUGGGACAAGCUGCUGCUCGAACCGUACUCGUACCCGCGCGACGUCGCGUACGUCGCGAUCGUGCCGGACAACGAUUACGUGGUGGCGAAGGUGCGCACCUACUUCAAGGAGCUCAGCACCACGUACGAGAUGUGCAAGCUCGGGCGGCACACGCCGAUCAAGGGCUGGGACGGGAUACUGCGCGUCGGCAGCCAGCGCGUGCUGAAGGAAACGCAAAACUCCAACCUGGACGAGUGGUUCACGAACAUGGGCGUGGAUCAGCAGCGCAAAAAUGGCACCACCGCCACCGCCGGGUCGGCGGGCUCUUCCUCUUCCUCUUCCGGGUUGAACGAGCUGCUGCGGCUGUACGCUCAGACGUGUCAGCAGCAGCUCGCCCCGUACCUGUCCAAAGUACCGUCGGACAAGAGUUUGCUCGAUCCGCCGGAAAGCCAUCACCACACGUCGUCUUCCGCGUCCGCUUCGGCUUCGCUCGGGGGCGGUGCGGCUGGUGCUUCCUCGCUCGGCGGCGGUUCGAUGGGCCAGCCGGGUGGCAAUGCGAUGGGCCAGAACCGGCCCGACGGACCGGGACAGAGUCCGAUGCCACCGCCGCCGCCCAGUACGCCGGAUUCAUCGCAGCCGGGCGAUAAGGCACCGAACACGCCCAAGUUUGAUCACGAUUCGGAAAAUCGCGACCAGCUGAAUACUUCCUCCGCCAGUCCGGCCGACGGUAUGCGGAUCGACGACGAUGGGAAGGAUCCGCCCCAUAUCGUGCUGUACAUCGUGGAACCGUUCACCUGCGGUAACGAUUCGCCGGACGUGGAACGGUUGGCUUGUCUGUCGCUGCUGCGGUGCUACUCGAACAUUCUGAACGCCGUCCCGGACUCGAUACGCAGCAAUAUCAGUGUGCAGAUCAUCUCGCUGGAAAGCAUCCUCGAGCUGGGGCGCAACCGCAACCGAUUGCGCCUCAGCGACCACAUGCGCUGCCUGGCGCUGAGCGUCUUCUCCCAGAGCCGCAAGUACCUCGCCCACAUGAACACGGUCAAAAGCUUGACCGGGUUCGGGACGGCCGCCAACGCGGAACAGUUCAUCAAGCGCAAGGACGACAAAAACCGCGUCCCGUACCGGCUGUACACACCGCCGUACGUGCUGGCCCGGUCGUGCGAGAAGAGCGAAAACACGGAAUCGUUCGGCAAGACGAGCAUGAAGCAGCAGUGCUCGAUCAUGUACUGUAGCUACUGUUUGAGCGAGGACCAGAGCUGGCUGCUCGCGGUGGCGACCGACGAUCGGGGCGAGUUUCUCGAAACGGUCACGAUUAACAUCGACAUUCCGAACCGGGGCCGGCGGAAGCGUGCCUCGGCCAGGCGGUACGGGCUGCAGAAGCUGAUGGACUUUAUCCUCGGGCUGAUCUCGCAGACGGUGCAGCCGUGGCGGCUGGUGGUCGGGCGCAUCGGGCGCAUCGGGCACGGCGAGCUGAAGGGCUGGAGCUGGCUGCUGAGCAAACCGAACCUGCAGCGCGCGUCCAAGCAUCUGAAGGACAUCUGCGAGCAGUGUUCGCUGAUGCAUCCGAUCGCGGUGCCGAGCAUACUGAGCGCCUGCCUGGUGACGCUCGAGCCGGACUCGGAUUUGCGCGUCAUGUCGGAUCAGUUCACGCCGGACGAGCGGUUCAGCCAGCGGUCGAUGCAGUCGCCACUGUCGACGCCGCAGGACGCGACCUGCACGCACAUACUGGUGUUUCCGACCAGUGCCAAAGCACAGUCUGCCCAGGCGUCGUUCAGCGUGAUCGGAGAGCUGGAUUUGGGAGAGGAUCUCAACAUGGUGAUCAUGGAUGGGGACGACGAUGAUGAUGGUAUCAACAUGAUGGACGUGUUCAAGUGUUGGGACGACUUGCCAAUGCAGCAGAUCAACAUGCCACACUCGCGACCGGGAAGCCCGUCACAGUUCGAAGGCAAUCAGCAGAGCCCGGGCGAAAGUGGCUCCAAGGGUGCCGGGUCCCGUGACGGUUACGGGUCGCAAGAUUCGGAAGAGGUCGGUUUGGUGCUACAGCAGCCGCUAGCAAUCGGGUACCUUGUGUCGACGGCCCCCACCGGCCGGAUGCCGGAAUGGUUCUGGUCCUCCUGCCCGCACAUGGAGAACGUGUGCCCGGUGUUUCUGCGCACGGCGCUGCAUCUGCACAGCCCGACGAUACUGCAGAACACGGACGAUCCGCUGCAGCAGAAUCAAUCGUCCACCGAGCAUCCGCUCGAUUCGAACAUUACCGCCGACGUGCUGCGGUACGUGCUCGAGGGCUACAACCUGCUGUCCUGGCUGGCGAUGGACUCGAACACGCACGAUCGGCUCUCCUGCCUGCCGAUACACGUGCAGGUGCUGAUGCAGCUCUACCACAUGACGGCUGCGUUGGCGUAAGAGACAGAAAGAGAAAAAGAGAGAGCAAAGCAAGCAUUCCAAAAAAUGGUUCCAUCAUCAUCAUCACCACCACCAUCAAAAUCCAAUCCGGACAGUAUCGCCACACACAUAGUGCACGAAGGAGCAGCAAGCAGGCGGAGACAACGCGUAAUGGCAGUAAUCGACUCACCGCAACCGCACCAUCUUUUUGGAUCACUCUGACCCUUGAUCUUCUUGACCCUGACGGUCUUUAUCUGUCUGUGAUAUUAGAUAAAAGAAAGGAGAGAACCGGAAAAGGGCCAACAAAAGCACGCACGCCCCCUUUCGCUUUGCCCCUCCUCCCCGUAACAUUUAACGAACAGCAGCACCCCAAUCGGAGGGCACACGAACCCACACAAUUACACUCUGUGCUGCGCGGACAUCUGAAUACAUCAACGGCUUCAUCAACGGCUUCAUCAAAGGCUUCAAGGCACAAAAGGCUCUAAAAGCGGUGCUCACCGCGUACAAUUGGAGCACAUUUUAGCACGCUUUUUUAACUUAUUAUUGUGUUUGUCCAUAGACAUGAUUGUGUUUUUCAUGAUUUUUCCCUUUUAAUAACCCGCUUAUUAUCAUAAUUAGCAAUAUUUUUCUGUUAACUUUCUUGUGCAAUGCGUUCAUUUUUAAAUGGGUGUAUAGGAAAUGCUGAAGGCAGACCAGUCAUUAGACAGGUGACCAUCGUCCCCUUUUGAUCCUUGUCAUUUCUUUCGUAUGGAAGAAUUUUUUUUAAAUUGACAAAUUUGUAAAUGUGUUUUUUUGUUUCCAAAUGGCACGACCGUUCCUUUUCUCGGUGCGUGAAGUAAUUGUAAUUUUUCCUAAAGUAUUUAUUAUAAUAUGCCAUUUUAAUGUAUGUUUUUUAUUCUGCUAUUUUUUAUGCUGCACCUACGAAAGCAUCGAUAGCUCAAAUCCCUUCUUUUUAUAUCGUGUCAAUAGCCACUAAACACAUAUCUUUCGGAAUAUUGUUUUACCCCCGUGCCGCGCAGUAUUGAUUUGCUCUCCUCGUCCCCAUCCCUCCUCCAUUUAUCCUACUGUAAGAAAACACAUCGGUUUCAAUGGAAAAUAAUACGAGAACAGUGUGGUGAUAGCCUCUAAUUGUUCACGCCGCAAGCAGCCACCCUGAAAGUCUGAAAUUACGUGCGACAAACAAACAAAAAGAGAGAGAGCGAGAGAGGAAAGAGGGUUACAAAAUAAAUGAUGCAAAAAUUAUUGUAAACUACACAAAACCAGAGCCCCCGCGCAGAGACAAGCGUACGAUUCGUUACUGAAGAACCCAAAAUUCGUCUCGACGGCUAUGGGAAAGAGUAUAACGAACAAAACACCAUCACCACCGUCACCGUGAAAAAAAAAAACAGGCACCAAACCAGGCGGCGAACCCGUUUUUAACUCCAAAGUCUCGCAACCAACCCGUACACGGAUCGUUAAAAUAUGUCAAUUGUGGGAAAAGUGGGAUAAGAAUGUUUCCCCCGGGGAGGGAAAGGUGCACUCUGUUUAAUUUAUUGCUGUGUUGGGAGUGUAUAAUACUAAAUGCCUUCAAGGAGUGUGAAGAUGAGAAGCAUUUGGAUGUUUCUGUAAGGAGAGGUGAAGCCAACCGCAAAUGCCAAUGUGUGGCGCUGCUCUUGAAAAGAUGGCUGACGAACGAUGGUUGAGAUAAAGUGCAAGUGGUAAUUUAAUAGAAUCAACAAGACGGAGCAAGCAUCCGGUUAACACGGAUUAGGUCGAAGAGGAGGAGUUUAGUGAGAAAUAGAAGGAAGAGGAGUAGUAUGUAAGUGGAUAGCUAAUAUUAAUUGUAGUACACACAAACAACCAACCAACCAACCAACCGAUACACACAAACAGGAGCGCUGAAGCUGUCCGAUGAACGGUAAUUUAAAUAGCAGUAACAGAGGAAACAGUAACAACAACAUUUCAUGUGUUAAAAUCAUCCAUGUGCAGCACAAGGUGCUUCUACAUAGAAACAUUCACAAACUAAGCCCAAACUCUAAAGCCUAAAGCUCGGUUGUAGCGAUAGUACAAGGGUCCAGCAGUGUAUAAUGUUGUUUUUCCUCCCCUUUUGAUUUUAGGUUCUCAAUCGCACUUGUCCUUCACACACACACACAUAAAAUGACCAAAAUUGUGCACAGAAAAAGGAAAUUCCGUAAAGAACAAGCGAACUGGACAGAAAUAAAGAGAAGAAGAGAAUGAUAGAGAGAGAGAGAGAGAGAGAGAGAGAGAGAGAGAGAGAGAGAGAGAGAGAGAGAGAGAGAGAGAGAGAGAGAGAGAGAGAGCGCGUGAAAGAGCUAGAGCUAGCCUAAGACAAAUUCUUUAAAACAAACAAACGCAACCCGAUCGAAGCUCUGAAGCGCGCUUGUACAGCGGUUUUAGAGAGAAAGGUGUUACUGUGUAUAGAAGGGAGAGCAGUAGAGGGAGAACAUGUAGCCCUGUAUUUUUUAAGCAUUCAAUUCUCGCAUACUCAAAGUAACGUUCCAUCGCGAAUAAGAAUAUCACCAUCAUGAUCAUCAUCAUUUAAAAUCAAAGCUCGAACACCCUUGGACACGGGAGGAAUGAUAUUUCUCCCGCAAAGGUACUAGGUAAGCGAUUAACAAAACAUUUUUUGCUAUUAAGGGUUGUAGUGUUGUGGUAGGUACUGUGGGGUAGAAAGAUACACGGGCAGCAACAGCGGACCUUGGUUCAACAUACUACCACCACCACAGCAAAAGCACUCACCAAACUCACGAUUUACUCACGAUCACACACACCCACACGCGCGCGAUGUCGUGAUUUAAAAGAUUUGUAAGGAUCAGUAAUUUUUAAGAGAUAUUUAAACGCAUCGCGACUACUGAAACACACACUCUCUGACCAACCACUCCCCUCCCUUCCCGUGUGCGGAUCAGCAAAGGGGAUGCGCUUUGUUGGCAGGUUUGGCAGCUGCUGCUGCCGCCGCUAUCAUCAUGCUGCUGCCACACACGGAAGCGGGGUAAAGCGGAGCUGCUGUUGUUGUGAAACAUUAUUUAUUUGAUAACUUAUAUUUAUAUACUCUAUAUCUAUGUAUCACCACGACCACCACCACCUAAUCUUGUAAUGUGUGUGUGCGUGUGUGUGUGCAAUGAUCGCAAAACAAAGAGCAAACCAAUUCUCCCCUUAAAACAACCCCCCUAUUGCCUCUCUGUUCUCGCGCCAAGCGAAGAACGGUGUGUGUGUGUGUGUUUUUGUGUGCCGUGUGUGCUCGAUGUCCCUUUUGCGGUGACAUAGAGGCGCACGCAACCACGCACACACUUAUUGUAAUAUAUUAGACGUAUGGAAAGGGAGUGAACAGACAGACGACACACAAGUGGCAAACAAGAAGAGGAAAAUUAGGGGCCCCACCAAGGCCUUAUAGUAGUUGUUUGAUAGGAAAGACAAGUAAAACAAAUCGCAAACACACACACUCACACACUCUGUAACAAGUAAUUAAUUUAAAACUACACUCCUUCCCUUUCCCACCACCACACCCCCAUUUUGUGGGGGAAAAAGGAUGCACAUAAUGUGAAUGACACAUGUACAUAAAUGACUUCCCUUCCUCAUUACCCCUGGUAGGCGAUAUCAACAUAGUGUGUAAGUAGUUUAACAAAUGCAGUUAGUGCAAGCAAGCAAGAGGGAGGUAGGUGUGUAUUGAUGCAGUGAAGAGAAGGCAACAACUAAAAAUAACAAGAAAUAUUAAGUAGUGAAUAAUAAAAAAAACAACGUUUUUAAGUAGUGAAUUACUAACAAAAAAGAAUAAAACUACCGACUCCAUCACACCACAGCCCAAACAAGCGAAACACACAAAACAAAUUGUAAUGCUAUACAUAUAUAUAAAUCUAAUGCAUAUAAAAGGAAGUGGAGAGAAAGUGACAGUAACAAAAAGAAAGUAAACAAUUUACUCAUAAACAAAACAACACAAAAAAAAAACACAAACACAAUCAAAUGUACUGUACAAAAUGUGUUACUAAAAACCUCUUUUUAACUGAGGGGAGAGAGAGAGAGAAGAAAGAGAGGAAGCAAAACAUAGGUGGGGAACAAAGAAUAAUGGUGUGAAAAAAGGUGUAUUACAAAAAAGAAGGAAAGUGUAGCCGUGUAUAGUAGAGUAAAACAAAAAAGCAAAACCACAAGAAAAGAAGCGGUAGAAAACAAGUAUGAAAUCGUACUCAUGGUGGUGAAACACCCCCUCUUUUGGUAGAGAAUGAUAAAGAGAGAGAGAGAGGGAGAGAGAGCAAGAGCAAUGAGAAGAGUGCGUCAAUGAAAGACUAAAACAGACUUUUUUGCAUCAUUAAAGGAUAAAAAAAGAGGGGAGUAGAAAAAAAAACAGUGUAAGAAGCCCAUCAUUUGUUAGGCCAAAUUUGUACUUUAACUGUAUGUAGAAUGGUAGAGAGAAGAACAACAGAAGCAAAACAAACAAAAUUAUAAAAUAUGAACAAAAAGGAGGGAGUAAAGAAGGAAGAGCGGUUCAAAAGCAAAAGGAGCAGAAUGGUCAAAAUAAUUCUCAGUUAGAUUUUUCGAAAUUAAACAAAACAAACAAACAAACAAACAGAAAAACUCACCCAAUAUAGCUAAAACCGGGGCCGUUUUUGGUGUUGUGUGUGGGUGAACCGGCGGAUGGGUAUAGGUGGAUGAAGCUGUUCAGCAAAGCCUCUCUCCGAAACGGAUGGAGAUAUUUAAGUGGUAGACAAAUUGUUUGUUUGUUUGUUUUUUGCUAUAUUUGCAAACGGAAAAGAAAGAAGCUGUAAAACGUAAAGUAAAAAAGGGAGACACAAAACAAGAAUAACAGAAAAGCAAAAACAAAUCAAACCACUAAUGCCCAUUAACAAUGACACAAAACAAACACCACCAAUAGGAGAAUGAAAGGACAGACAGAGAGAAAGAAAGAGAGAGAGAGAGGUAAAGAAAAACCAGCUAAUAAAGAUUGAUUAUCAAAUGUAAAAACGAGAAAGGAAGAGGAAAGAAUAUGAUGGGAUUUUGUGGGGGGGGAUAAUCAAUGGAGUAGAAGUGGACGCCACGAGACACAAAAACCAAGACGGUAGAGGUGGAAGAAAAACUGCAAAAACCACAAUUGGUAUAAAUUAAUUAUCUAUAUAUACAUAUAUAUGAAUUAUAUUAUAUUGGUAUCUUAACUAAUAAUACCUGUAUAUGUUAAGGUUUCGUUUACAAAAAAGGUACACAGAAAAUAAAUGGAUUAUGAUUGAAGCAUA
Messenger RNA from Anopheles merus, 16971 nucleotides. It is a transcript of the gene skd, whose product is annotated as mediator of RNA polymerase II transcription subunit 13. Gene Ontology annotation, biological process: regulation of transcription by RNA polymerase II. The transcript has 15 exons. The coding region runs from base 2756 to 11773 and encodes 3005 amino acids. Gene Ontology annotation, molecular function: transcription coregulator activity. Lineage: Eukaryota; Metazoa; Arthropoda; Insecta; Diptera; Culicidae. Gene Ontology annotation, cellular component: mediator complex. The record is from RefSeq and is a predicted model, not a curated record.